AUGCGUCGCGCCGUGCUCCUGGCCUUCCUCGCAUCCCAGGCCGCCGCGCGGCUCGCGCCGCAGCCGUCGGCGGCGCGCACGGUCGCCCUGCGCGCCGAUGGCUCCAAUUUCAAACAGGCCGCCGUCGCCCGCGGCGGCGCGUCGGCCAAGUCGUCGGUGCCGGCGUCGACGCUGAACCUCGCGAAGAACAUCGUCGGCUCGGGCGUGCUCGCGCUGCCCGCGGGCGUCGCGGCCUACAGCUCCGCCAGGGGCGCGUCCGCGCCCGCGUGCCUGCUCAUCGCCGCGCUCGGCGCCGUGUCCGCGUACUGCUUCGCGCUCGUGGGCCGCGCCUGCGCGGCGACGGGCACGUCGACCUACCGCGGCGCCUGGGAGAAGACCGUGGGCCCGGGCACGGGCGGCCUCAUCACGGGCAUCUGCAGCUUCAAGACGCUCGUGGGCUGCGUCUCGUACUGCAUCAUCAUUGGCGACACGGGCACGGCGCUGGCGAAGAAGCUCGGCGCGCCGGCGCUCCUCGCGCGCCGCGACGUCCUGCUUUCGACGGUGGGGGCCGCCGUGCUCUUCCCCCUGUCCAUGCUCCGCGACCUCAAGUCGCUCGCGCCGACGUCGAUGCUCGGGCUCGCGGGCAUGCUCUACACGGCUUUAGUGGUCGUGCUGCGCGGCCUCGACGGCUCCUACGCGGGCGACGGCAAGAUGCUGGCGGCGCUCGUCGCCGAGGGCAAGCCGACGCCGGCCUUCGGGACGGGCAGCUCGCCCGGCGGCGCGCUGUUGCUCGUGUCCAUGCUCGCGACGUCGUUCAUCGCGCACUACAACGCGGCGAACUUCUACGUCGAGCUCGAGAACCCGACGCUCGCGCGCUACGGCACCGUCGCCGGCGCCGGCUUCUCCAUCGCCGUCGCCUUCUUCUGCGCCGUCGCGACCUUCGGCCACCGGACGUUCGGCUCCGCCGCGCAGGGCUUCAUCCUCAACUCCUUCGCCGACGCCGACGCCCUCGCGAACGUCGCCAAGUCCCUCGUCGGCGUCGCCGUCGCCUUCACCUACCCCCUCCUCUUCAAGGGCGCGCGCGACGGCCUCUUCGAGCUCCUCGGUUCGUCCGACGACGACAAGGAGAACAUGCGCACGCCCGUGACCGCGGCGCUCGUGGCCGUCACGGUCCUCGCGGGCGUCACGAUCCGCGACCUCGGCUUCGUCGUCGCGCGCGUUUCUUCGGCGUCGUUCGUUUCGUUCGCGCUUUCGGCCGGUCGCGCGCGUUCCUUCACUCCCGUCCGUUCAUAG
Aureococcus anophagefferens is the source of this 1272-nucleotide messenger RNA. RefSeq lists its product as hypothetical. Gene Ontology annotation, molecular function: amino acid transmembrane transporter activity. Bases 1 to 1272 code for a protein of 423 amino acids. The transcript has a single exon. The record is from RefSeq and is a predicted model, not a curated record. NCBI's taxonomy places the organism in Eukaryota, Pelagophyceae, Pelagomonadales, Pelagomonadaceae. Gene Ontology annotation, biological process: amino acid transmembrane transport.